This is a messenger RNA of Jaculus jaculus (lesser Egyptian jerboa), 1445 nucleotides long. It is a transcript of the gene Ccnb2, whose product is annotated as cyclin B2. Gene Ontology annotation, biological process: mitotic cell cycle phase transition; regulation of cyclin-dependent protein serine/threonine kinase activity. The transcript has 9 exons. The record is from RefSeq and is a predicted model, not a curated record. Gene Ontology annotation, cellular component: nucleus; cytoplasm; cyclin-dependent protein kinase holoenzyme complex. Bases 115 to 1311 code for a protein of 398 amino acids. NCBI's taxonomy places the organism in Eukaryota, Metazoa, Chordata, Mammalia, Rodentia, Dipodidae. Gene Ontology annotation, molecular function: cyclin-dependent protein serine/threonine kinase regulator activity.
GCCGUCGCUCUCAGCCCGCACUGCAGACCAACGGUACCGCGGACCCAGCGGCUUGGCGCUCCCGUCCGCCUCGCUCCCCGGGCGGGACCGGCUCCGCGGCCUCCCCGCUCCCUCAUGGCGCUGCUCCGACGACCGACGGUGUCCAGUGAUUUGGAGAAUACUGACAUAGGAGUUAAUCCUAAAGCUAAGGGCCAUGUGACCGUCAGGCGUGUGGUUUUAGAGGAAAUUGGAAAUAAAGUUAAACCCAGGGCAGCGCAAGUAGCUAAGAAAGCUCAGAACACCAAAGUGCUCAUUCCGCCCACCAAAGCGACCAAUGUCAGCAAGCCACUGAAACCUACUGCUUCUGUGAAACCAGUACAGAUGGAAAUGUUGCCUCCGAAGAGCUCUUCUCCCACCCCUGAGGAUGUCUCCAUGAAGGAAGAGAACCUCUGCCAGGCUUUCUCGGAUGCUCUGCUCUGCAAGGUUGAGGACAUUGAUAAUGAGGACUGGGAGAACCCUCAGCUGUGCAGCGACUACGUGAAGGACAUCUACCAGUAUCUCCGGCAGCUGGAGGUUUUGCAGUCCAUCACCCCACGUUUCUUAGAAGGGAGAGACAUAAACGGACGUAUGCGUGCCAUCCUGGUGGACUGGCUGGUCCAAGUCCACUCCAAGUUCCGGCUGCUGCAAGAAACUCUGUAUAUGUGCGUUGCCAUCAUGGACCGAUUUUUACAGGUUCAGCCUGUUUCCCGGAAGAAGCUGCAGCUGGUUGGGAUUACUGCUCUGCUCUUGGCUUCCAAAUACGAGGAGAUGUUUUCUCCAAACAUCGAAGACUUCGUUUACAUCACAGACAAUGCUUAUACCAGUCCUCAGAUCCGAGAAAUGGAGACUCUAAUUUUGAAAGAGCUGAAAUUUGAGUUGGGACGACCCUUACCACUACACUUCCUAAGGCGAGCUUCGAAAGCUGGGGAGGUGGAUGUGGAACAGCACACCUUAGCCAAGUACCUGAUGGAGCUGACUCUUGUCGACUACGACAUGGUGCAUUACCACCCUUCCCAGGUGGCAGCAGCCGCUUCCUGCUUGUCUCAGAAGGUGCUGGGCCAAGGAAAAUGGAACCUAAAGCAGCAGUAUUACACAGGCUACACAGAAAAUGAGGUCUUGGAAGUCAUGCAGCAUAUGGCCAAAAACGUGGUGAAAGUCAACGAGAACUUAACAAAAUUCAUCGCCAUCAAGAACAAGUAUGCCAGCAGCAAGCUCCUGAAGAUCAGCACCAUCCCUCAGCUGAACUCCAAAGCCAUCAGAGACCUCGCCUCCCCUCUGAUGGCAAGGGCCUAGGCACUUGCUCCUGCUGGCUUGGAACUCCUGAUUUUGUACAUAGUCCUUUAGUCUACACCGUGAAACCUUCUCUCAGACUAAUUUUCUAAAUGUAUAUCAAAGAAAAAUAAAGCUAUUCAUUUUUCGUAAGGGCA